AUGGAGCCCGCGAUAGCGUGUAGCAAGAAGCUCGAGCGCAGGUCUACGCGAUCGUCGACCUCGAAGAAUCAGUUUUCGUCACGAAACACGCGCUCGGAAGCUUUCUACGCCGCCGCGGAACCGUUAUCCGUUCGACGCGCAUUGCAUAAUUCCGCCGGCCCAGACCCAGAUACAAAUUCCGCUCCAAAUUCCAGCGGAACGACGGAACGCUCUAAGAAGCUCCACGCUUCCGGUCGAUCGAACCACCCGGACCCCAGGUUCCCGGUGGAGAUUGGGCCGAGAACCGGCAGACAGCCCCGUCAGGAAGCUGUCUUUUACACGAUCCCGCGAGACGUAGCGAUAUCUCGCAAGGAGAUCCUCAGAAAGUACAGCAAAGAGAAGGAGAAGGAGGAGAGGGAGGUUGCCUCGAAUUACGCCGACACGUUGCGUAAUCGCUGGAAGGAUCAACAAGAGAGGCCCAGAACUCUGCCUUCCAUAGCCAGAAGAUCGUACAGGGAUCCGGAAAAAGUUCAGUCCUGUCAGGGAGUCAGGAAAGUCUCCAGGCAGGACAUAUUGCGCAGACGUGCGAGCGUAGACGGGCCGGUUGUAGCAACGCGUGGAAGGAGUCACGGGGACGCAAAGUUAGAAAGUUCAGAGGCGAAAGGUAGCACCUCUUCCAGUUUCCCGAGGAACGUCCCGAGGCCGAGGAGCACUAGGUGGGGCAGAGAGGAUGAGAGAGAGUCCAAGUCGGCCUGUGACUUCGUGACAGUCACUACCAAGCUGCAGGACAUCAACAGCGGCCUUGUGCCAAGACCGUCGACCUUGCCCAAGAUUGUUCACGCAUCGAGGACAUCGCGGUUGACGGAGGAUUGGUCUGGUCCUAGAUCAGCCAAGGAUGCGGUGAAAAAGGAACCGCCUGUCUACGGAAGGAUACGCAGACGGAAGACUUCGUUGCCAGCCAACACAGGCAUCAUCAGGGGAUCCACGUUGUCUUUGAGCGCCCUGUCCAGGUACUCGAAGUCAGGUCACUCGCAUGUCAGGGAAAGGGCCGUGGACGUGGAGUUCAAACCGACCACGAGACACCUUCGCGAUCCUGUUCCCGACACGGCGUAUCGUUCGGCCACUUUGCCUCUCGUUGACAUGAGAACCAACCCCCAACGGAACGCGAUUUACGCCAAAGUGCCUCAGAGAGCGACGAAGAGCGCCCAGAGCCACCACGAGAAGACUGACUCGAAAGAUGGCGGGCUCGAGGCUAACGUGGAUACUGGUCGCCGGAGUAUGUCGCGCAGGAGGAUCAUCGACAACAUGAAGGACACGAACGUCUACGAGGACCAGAACAGUUCGAGGACGGAAGACUCUGCUGACAUUCCGUCAGAAUAUCAGUCAGAAAGUCAGUCGUAUCAGAGCAAAGACUUCGAUGUUCACGGCAGCAACAGUUUGAGCGAGGAAACGAACGGGCUUUCCCGUGUGACUGGAUGCAACACGCUGGACAACCGAUCGAACAACAACUGGGCGAAAUCCAUGGAGUCGACGAAGUACAGAUCGAAGUCGCAAAGCAGGCUGGUCGAAAACUUUCGCCCGUCUCAUCGGGAGAUCGGCACGGCGAUCAGGCUGGCGACCACUCUUCCUAGUUAUGUGAAAAGUUCGAGAAAGUGUUCGAUCGAGAAGCCGCCAGGGACCGACGGUCGCAGAAAACUGCCCAAGGAAACUGGAAUCUCGACGAAACAGAGCAAGGAGAGAUCGAACUACGUGAAGAAGUCCGCGACGAGAAACGUCAGAGCUUACAACGACGCUAACGGCCGAUCGGAUUCGCCGGUGACGGCAUCCUCGAUUUUUGGAUUCUGCACGGGGAAGAGAAAACCUUCGACCAACGGCCCGACGAAGGUUGAAACUGCCCCGUCCUAUCCAUCAUGGAACGUGAAAACGGGUGAAUUGGUGUGGUUCGACCCUGGUGUCGGCCACGUGUUACCGGGUGAAGUUUUGGAGUACCACAGAGCCGCCAACGUCCUCUCCGUCCAAGCAGUGAUCGCUGGCAAGCCGCAAAUCUUCACCCUCACUAAUUUAAGCGGAGUGAAACCAAGGCAGGAUCUUGGACACAAUGGAAUCGAAGACAUGAUUCAGUUAACCGACCUCAACGAGGCGUCUUUAUUAUGGAACCUGAAGAUUCGAUACGACAAGGAAUUAAUAUACACAUACACGGGAAGCAUCUUAGUGGCGGUAAAUCCAUACAAAAUGUUCGACAUUUAUGGCUUGGACCAAGUGAAACUAUACGAAGGACGAAUACUCGGCACGCUGCCACCACACCUGUUUGCUGUCGGCUCGUCUGCGUACAGUCAAGUAACCGCUGCAAAUAAUGCAAGCGCGAAUCAGGUGGUCGUCAUUUCCGGUGAAUCCGGUUCAGGAAAAACGGAAUCCACGAAACUCGUAAUGCAGUAUCUAGCAGCGGUUAAUCGAGCGCCGAACAAUCUCGUCACCGAACAGAUACUCGAGGCGACGCCAUUGUUGGAAAGCUUCGGGAACGCAAAAACGCCUAGGAACGACAACAGCAGCCGAUUCGGGAAAUAUUUGGAGGUCUACUUCAGAGAUGGAGUCAUUGUCGGAGGAAGAAUAACCCAGUACCUCCUAGAAAAAAGUAGAAUAGUCACACAAGCGUCCGAGGAAAGGAACUACCACGUGUUCUACGAGCUUUUGGCUGGUCUCGAUCAGCAACUGAGAGACAAAUACGGUCUAUUGACGCCGGACAAGUACUUUUACUUGAACCAGGGCGGUAACUGCGAGAUCGAUGGGAAAAGCGACACCCAGGACUUCAAAGCUCUGUUGUCCGCGAUGCAAGUGUUGGGAUUCACGUCCGAGGAGCAGGACACGAUAUUCAAGAUCCUCGCCAGCGUGUUGCACCUGGGGAACGUGUACUUCCAUCGGAAGCAAAUGAGACACGGCCAAGAGGGCGUGGAAGUUGGCUCGGACGCGGAGAUUCGUUGGGCAGCCCAUCUUCUUCAAGUGAAUUCCGACGGGAUCAUCAGAGCCCUCACCACUAAAACAACGGAGGCAAGAAACGAGAGAGUCUUCACUGCGUUAAACAUCGAUCAGGCUCUGGAUGCCAGGGAUGCCUUCGCCAAGGCUUUGUACAGUUCGUUGUUUUCCUGGCUGGUCGCUCGCGUUAAUCACAUCGUCUACAAAGGUACCAAACAGACCGCCGCGAUCUCGAUCCUCGAUAUAUUCGGCUUUGAGAAUUUCACGGAGAACAGCCUGGAACAGCUGUGCAUCAAUUACGCGAACGAGAACCUUCAGUUCUACUUCAACAAGCAUAUUUUUAAAUUGGAGCAGCAGGAGUACGCCAAGGAAAAAAUUGACUGGACGACUAUCAAUUAUACCGACAAUCUGCCAGUGAUACACUUAAUUGCAAAGAAACCUGUCGGGAUUCUUCACCUGCUGGAUGACGAGAGCAAUUUUCCCAAAGCGACGGAUCUCUCGUUUCUGGAAAAAUGUCAUUACAAUCACGCGUUGAGCGAGCUGUACUCGAGGCCAAGAAUGAAUUCCGCCGAGUUCGCCAUUAAACACUACGCUGGCCAAGUUUGGUACAACGUCGAAGGUUUCUUGGAUAAAAACAGAGACACGUUGAGACCAGACGUGGUAGAGUUAUUAAUAAGCAGCAAAAUAUCUAUGGUCAGUAAAAUGUUCCAACACGUAAGGACGACUCACGAGGCUAACAAAACUAUGAAUAAACCGAACGGCAGAUUCGUCACCAUGAAACCGAGGACGCCAACCGUGUCUGCACGGUUUCAUGACAGUCUGCAACAACUUCUCGACUCCAUGUCUCAAUGCAAUCCGUGGUUCGUGCGAUGCAUCAAGCCAAAUACUGAGAAGGCGCCAAUGAAAUUUGACAUGCCGUGCGUGUUGGAGCAGCUUCGAUACACAGGGAUGUUAGAAACGAUUCGAAUACGGAAGACGGGCUACCCGGUGCGUCUUCUUUUCGGACAUUUCGUGGAUCGCUACAGAUACCUCGUUUCCACGCAUCUGCCCAGGGGAGCGCCAAACAAGGAGCUUUGUCGCAUAAUUUUGGACAAAGCUGCGCCGAGAGAGGCACAGUCUCAGUAUCAGCUGGGACUCACCAGAGUGUUCCUGCGGGAAUCGUUGGAAAGGACUCUGGAGUACAAUAGAGCACUGAUCUUAGAAAGGGCAGCCAUAACAGUUCAGAGGUAUACCAGAGGAUUCCUCGCGAGGAGGAGGUUCCUGAACAUUUCGCGAAGCACGGUGCUCAUCCAAGCCGUUUAUCGUGGCUAUCGAGAGAAGAAGAAGUUCAGAGCGCUGAAAAAGGCGACGCUGAUGGCGCAGAAGAUAUACAGAGGGAAGAAACAACGCGAGAGGUUUAGCGUAUUGAAGGAGGAGAUGGCGAAGAGGGCGGAAAUCGAGAGGGCCAGCAAGGAACGAGCGAAAGCGAAACAACAACGGGAGGAGCAGGAAAGAACUUCGAGAGCUGUGGCUGGUGUCAAUCAUCUGGAAAUCCCUGCUGAACUCGCGUUCAUCUACAGCAAACUUGACGACUGGCAACCAACGCACACGGAGAGGAAUCUCUUGAAAGUCGUCGGCCAAGUGAUCCCCAUGCAUCACACGUACGGUCUGCCGCCUGACAUCGAUCAGCAUCAGUUUUCAAAAUUCACGAACAUUUAUUUCAAAAGUCACAUCUUCGGUAUGAAACGUGAACCGAUAAAAACGCCGUUCCUGGCGAAAGCACGGGACCAAGAUUACACAGAUUCGUUGAUGAUCUUCAAGAUGAUCCUUCGUUUCAUGAACGAGAACAACUUGAGCGGCAAGAGGGAACAGGCUCUGGGUGAUUACAUCGUGAACAAAGGGAUCGUCAAUGAGAAAUUGCGUGACGAGAUUCUGUGUCAAUUGGCCAAUCAAACGUGGAAGAACGAGAACGACGCGAACAAAGAAAGAGGCUGGUUGUUGUUGUCGAACUGUUUGUCAGCUUUUCAGCCUAGUGCAACUCUGUUCAAGUAUCUGCUCAAGUACGUGUCCGAUCACGCGUACGAUGGUUACAAAGCUUACUGUCAGAGGAAGCUUCUGCAGGGCGAGAGAACGAUAUUCAGGAUAAUGAACAACAAUCAACAAAUCGUGCAUCAUGUGCCGAGGAAUUACCCGCCUUGCGUAUUGGAGUGGAGGGCGAACAGAAACCGUGUUAACAUGGCGUUGAGCGUAGGAUUCUAUGACGGCGAGACGAUUACCUGUGCGAUGGAUUCGUGGACAACGUGCGAGGAGUUGGCCAAUCUAGCUGUUCACAAUCACGGUGUCGACAAUUCCGGCUGGACCAUCACUUUAUGGAAUCAGCUGGACGGUCCAGACGCCAUCGUAACGGAGACCAAUGGUUUCGAUUACGUUCUCGACCUGAUUUCCGAAAUGGAGCUAGCGCCAGCAUUCCCAGCCGCUAAACACAUGUUCCUCGAACAGCGAAAGAACAGUUUCCCUCCCAUCAAGAAGAGAGAACACACACAGAUAAUUCGAGAAUUGGAGCAAGAAAUAGAGCCACCUGUUUUGAAGACGUUCCAACCUCUCGAACGAAAACCAGUACCGAAACCGGUGGACAAACCCGUUGAACCGGAAAUUCAAUCGCCCAGGCGACCCGCUGUUCCUCCGCCGCAACCGCCUGUGGCGAAGCCAUUGGUGAGAAAGCAAUCUCACGAAGCUAUGCUGGAGACGACAAUAGAGACUGGUCUGUCGCGGAAAUCAGCCCUGAACGACAGAUACUUCGAGAACGAGAAGCAACGUAGUCGUAGCUUGGACAAUUUGCUUCAACCGGAAGUGGUGCCGUCGCCGGUGAAAUUGGCGAACCUCGGAUUAUCGUCGUCGAAGCUGAACGAACGCUAUCACAGUCUCGAAAGGAUUGGGGAGACGUCUGCCGUGAGCAACGUCGAAUACAUGACGAGGAACGAAAUCGCGCAAGAGAGGAAGUACAGCAGGAUAACGAGAACAACGGAACCCAACAUCGAAGAAGAAGAUUUGACGAUCGACUUCGAGUAUCCCGAUAUCCAAUCCGUCAGUCAAACAGGGAGAUCGGAAGACGAUAAGAGCAGCUACAUCAGAUCGCAAACUAGGUUCAUCAAGUCUCAAUAUCCUGGUAAACGAGCACUGCCAGGUAGUCAAUCGAGUCGUGCCUACAUCGAAAAGAGCGAGUACGGCGUGAAAUCAUCCGCCAUGUCUGACACGAGCGAAGCCCCAUCCCUGGCGUCGCACGUGAGACGAGUUAGGGUGCCUAGUCAAGCUUCGGACGUGGAUCAGUUCCUGGACGAGUUGUUCAUGCCGGUUCUGGAUGGGAAUCUGGACGAACUGUCCGAUGCUAGAAGUCUGGCAGCUAGCAUCAAAGGCACGAGCGACGACAGGUCUCAGAGCGACGCUGUGAUUCUCGAAACUCUGAGAAAGAACGACGUCGACGAGCGAGGUGGCAGAGGGAACCUCGAAACCGUCGACGACUUCAUGGAAAUGAUGUUCGAGGGUUCUGAGAACGAAACGAUCACAGCAAAGGAGUUGUUGGAGAGGAUCAAGGGAGGGGGCAACAUGGACAUACCGAAUCAGAACGCCAAUUUUAAUUUCGGUGCCAUCACACCGGGAAUGAUGUCCCCGCCCAUGAUGAUGCCAAUGUUCAGUGCACCUCAACAGGUGCCACCCGCACAGAGUAGCAGCAUGAACAUGGGACCCGGAUUCAUGCCAAUACCGAUCUACAGCAUGCAAGGUCUCAGUCUUCCACAGUAUCCCAAUUCACCACCGAGCCAAAACAACGACAUGAUGGCGUACCAGCAAAACCUGCAGAGAGCAUUCCUGCAGAGCGCCAUGGCGCAAAACAUACAAAUCCAGCAGCAACUGUUGGCACAGAAUCAGGCUCUUCAGCAGCUGCUCGUGCAGAGUCCACAAAACUCAAACCAACAACCGGGCACGGUGUUGUCCGCAGGCCCCUCCAGUAUGAAUCUUGUCCCCCCAGCCCCCCAAAACGGUGCCCAAAUGGGGCCCAAUGAUUCCAUUGGACGCUACUCCAAGGUAUCGUUCAGAGAGCCAGAGGACGGUGAACUAUGGUCCACGGAGAAGCAAGUUACGCAAGUUAAAUCGGUACCGAACAGUCAGCGUCAAGAGGUGACGGUCAAAGCUCAGAUCCAUCGAUCUCAGAGCCCACCCAGGAAGAAUUCUGAAAUCGUCAGAAAGACUAGCGUCGAGUAUGCGGUGAGAAAGAUCAGCGUCGAUAGAAAAGUGGGCGAUAAAAAGUUGUCGGGCCCAACGGACGCUAAAAGGGUAAACUCGAACAAGAACAACGUGCAGAGCAACUUCACGAACGUGCUGAGCGAGCUGAAAAAUCGUAAGAGCAGCGUGGAUAGCAAUUUAUCGAAUUCGAGCAACAACAAGGGAGUGCCACCCCCGCCACCGAUGCCACCACCUUUGGAGUCCCAUGAUCCUUCGGAAUCGAGACCGUUCCUUGAUCCUUACGGGAGGGCGAAAACGGUUCGAAUUGGCAAAUGGAGAUGGCCUCCACCGAGCGACUCGAACGAAAAUCAGAGCCAAGACAGUUUCAUAGAGUUCAAAAUGCGCCAGCAACACCAGCAACGUAAGAUCACGCCACAAUAUCAGGAAUACAAUCAAGGUGACGGGGAACCUAGUACAGAAGGAGCAGUGGAAUGGGAAGAAUUUGAGAUUGAAAAUAUUGUAGGGAACGAGGAGAGGGCGAUUAUGACGACAUCGGCUUCCGCGUCUAAACACGAAAAUGGAUACAAAGAGGAAGGGGAGAAGAAAAAGAAGAAAUCCAAGUCUGCGUUGGAGGUAGGCGCUCAAAGGCCAUCUCCGGGUAGCAUUGGAAAAUUGAAACUCAGCUCGGAGAUGCGUCAGAGAUUAGAGAAGGUGACAGCGAAUCACAGUGUAAGAUCUACGAAAACGGCUGAGAAACCCGCUCUUCCGCGGGAAGAUGGUAAAGUGAAGCGUUUGGAAGACAAUAGGAAGCUGCUUCUGGAGCAACAAUUAGGAGGACGGUGGGACGAUUAUGCUUCUACGGCUGAUGACACACAAAGCGUCACUUCGAAAGGCACCACCGAUAUGAUGACUCAAGCUCAAGUAGUCAGAACGCAAAUUGAAAGGAUGGAGAGGCCCGUGCCUCCUCCGCUUCCGGUGACACCUCCACAACCCCCUAGUCCAAGAGGUGGAAGCAUGUACAGCAAUAGUCAAUCGGGUGUGCCCCAACCGAGGUCGCCGCCAGCUCCAGUCGAACCAAAAACACGGGAUUCGUUCAGAACGUCUCCGGAUUCAGAAGCCUUCGACCACUUCUCCAAAAGUCAGCGCGACAUGUUCAGUCACAGUCGAGACAUAUUCGCGUCCCAGCAGCACCUGCGAGAGAAUCACGAGUACAGGAACGAUUUCGACAAGUCUCGCUCGCAGGAGCAGAAAUCCAAAGACUUCUAUGGAAAAGACAGCACGGACCUGGCCAGUUCCGCCAGAGAUAGAAACUCGGACUUUGACUCUCGUCGUGAUUUGAAUUCCGACAUCUUCGAUCCGAAAUACGCUAGGGAGAUUUUCGAGAACUCGAGUUCGAAACGGGAUCCAUUCGGGAUGACCAGAGACGUCUCUCCGAAGUCCAGAGAUAGCUUUGGCAUGCCAUCGUCUCGAGACUUUGGCGUGAUGCCGAACACGAGGGAGUCAUUCGCGGCUGUUCGACAAAGUUUCAAGAAAAUGGACCGCGAGGUUGACAGGAGAUCGAGCGUCGCCUCGACCCAUCGUACGGACAAGAUGGAGAGGAUCGAAAUCGAAGAAUGGCCCGAGUUCCUUAGACCGGUACUGCCGCCAGCAGAGAAGCCAGAGAUCGAAAAGGUCCAGGAGGUGAUGAACACGAAACUCUAUCCCCAGACUUCCACGGCUCAUUUCACGUACAACAGAGUAACGUGGACGCUGAGGGUGAAGAAGGAAGUGUUUGCCCCGAACGAAACGCUGAACAGUCCACUGGCGCUACAUUUGGUGUUCUGUCAGGUUGCUUACGACGUCCUCGCCACGUCCAGCAUCAGAAUCACCAAGGAGGACAGACAGAACAUGCUGAAGAUGCUGGACAACUACGGCAUCACUCUGGACAACCUGCAGAGCACGCAGCACAAGAUCACUAUUAAGAAAAACGUCGUUGACAUGGCCAAACAAUGGCCUCUAUAUUUUGCCAGGAUAUUCCCAGUGUCGAUCGGGCCUCAACAUCCGGAAACCCAACACGUGGCAGUUUCUCAUCACGGUCUUCGAUUAAUCAAACGCACUCCAAACGGUGACCUGGUUAUACUGGAGACUUUACCUCUGGAGGAUAUCGUGUCUGUGAGUUCUCCCCGUGUCGGUGUGUGCGUGAUGCAAAUUGCGUCUGGAGUCAGGCUACCCUUGCACACUAAUCGAGCGCCACAGUUAACAGAAAUGAUCAACACCUACAUCAGACUGAUCGACCAGAAGCCGUUGCACAAGCCGAACCAUCACGAGAACCACGUAUCCCAGAUCACGAAAUCGAUCCAGUCGCAGGCGAAUCACGGUUCUCUGAAUCACGUCCAGUCUCACGGUCAAUCUAAUCACGUUAUCUCGAAUCACGAGAACCACGUGCCCGCGAGUCGUGUGCCGAACCACGUGUCGGCGACGAACCAGACGAACCAUCAGAAAAACCAGCAGAACCAGCGACUCAGCCCGAACCAGGAAUGGCGGCAACCGGAAGACAACGGCAGGUUGCAAGAAGAUGGUAUCUACGAGAGCGGGCCGGUGGUCAACGAUGGAAAGCACUCUCUUUUGCAAUACGCCAUGCUGAAUUUCAGGCAAAGCACAGAGAAAUUCGAGAUGUUGAAGACUGCAGACGGGUCCAUAAGUGGCUCUCUGAAAGUCAUCGAGUCUCUGAAGAGCAAAAAGAAGAACAAGAAGAGCAAAGGUCAACAGGACGGUGCGGAAUGGACCUGGAAGGAGCAGGUGGAUCUCGUCAAGUACUCCCCAGUGCCGAUCGAGCAAAGUCUUUUGAGGCUGGACGCAGAUUUGAGCGCGUUGGCUGUCGAGUGCUUCGUCUGUCUCAUGAGGUACAUGGGAGAUCAACCGCUGCCUCCAGACACCAGCGAAGUAAAAUGCGUUUACACUAUUCUGAUGCACUGUCAUAAGUACGAGCACUUGCGGGACGAGGUAUACUGCCAGCUGAUGAAACAGACCACGAACAACAAGAGCCCGAAUCCGGACAGUUGUCAGCGUGGCUGGAGGAUCUUCAGCAUCGUCGCUGCCUAUUUCACCUGCAGCGACGGUCUGAGGCCUUAUCUCACCAAGUACCUCGAAACGGCGGCGUACGACAAGCGCAGGGCUUAUCACGGGACCGCCACGGUGUGCCUGCAGAACCUCAGGAAAACUGUUAAAUACGGUGGGAGGAAGAACGUGCCCAGCGUCGACGAGAUUAUGGCGAUCAGCGCUGGCAGAAAUGCCAAGAGACAGAUUUAUAGACUGCCAGGUGGAACAGAGAGGGUCAUCAACACGAAAUGUACGACGGUGGUGCAGGAUGUUAUCGAAGAAAUGUGCAACGUAAUAUCCGUGAGACAUCCCCACGAAAUGGACGAAUUCUCGUUAUACUGCAUCGUUGACGGUGAUGCGUUCACCAUGCCAUUAGCUAGAGACGAAUAUGUGCUCGAUGUGACCACGGAACUCCAUAAGAAUCACCAAGUCUUUUACUUAAUAUUCUGCAGAUCCGUCUGGUACUACCCUCUUAGACUAGAUGCUCCACUGUACAUAGAAGUUGUGUUCAACCAAAUCGCUCCGGACUACUUGGAGGGUCUUCUCCUGGUCUUGCCUGGGGAACACUUACCUCAAGAAGUCGUCUAUGACAUGGCGCAGAUAGCAGCCCUUCUCCACAGAGCAGCAGACAUGGCGCACGAACCAACCACCAAGGAAAUAAAAUAUCUGUUGCCAAAACCUGUGCUCAGUUUAAGAGAGCCACGGCCCCAGCAGUGGUCGAACAUGGUCCAACAGGCGUGGAACAAUGUACAGCUCAACGCAGUAGCUGCUUGCAAAGCUCAAGUUCUUGAAAUUUUGUGGAAAUGGCCGCUGUUCGGGUCCAGCUUCUUCGCCGUGAAACGGGUGCCCGAAGGGAAAGAAAAGGGUGGCGAUCAUAUACUGGCACUGAACAGACAUGGAGUGCACUUCAUUGAUCUAAUCACUCACGAGACGUUGCACCACUAUCCGUACUCCGAGGUGAUCUCUACCAGGAAGGUAAAAUCUGAGGAAGGAACCUUGUACCUGGACAUGAAGUGUGGCAAUCUGAUGCAGCAGCGUAUCACCAGGCUCCAGACGGAGCAAGCUCACGAAAUCUCGCGACUGAUUAGACAAUACAUCACGAUGGAACAGAGGGCGACCAACAAUCAAGGCGCUGGCAUUGGUUUUGGAAUGAGAUAAAAUUAUUGAGUUUUUUAUUUAUCUGUUCUGCGUUUAUUCGUUGGCAGCGUGAAUGGGAAUACCAAUACUUUUCGCCGAUUGAUCGGUAACGAAACGCUGUACAUACGUAUUUAAAAGAAAUAAGCGUGAAACAACGGAUAAAGAAGAUGGGAAGAUCCGUUCCUGAGGAAUCUGUAAAAUACGUGAGUUUGUAAAACUUUGGUAAGGAAUUAUUUGUCGUGUCUUUGGGCGUGUUUCUUGCGUGUUUUUUUUUGUACGAUGCAAUCCCGGGAAAUAGAAAUAAGUCUGUCGAGUCCCCGAACCAAAAGAAGCACGCGAGAAGAAAGUUUAUUCGGUGGAAAAAUGUAAUCGUUUCGUUAAUCGUGGUUUGGGAAGAUUGUCGAUAACACGCGCGUUUUACUCUUUUAUUAUUUAUUUAUUAACGAUGGAGACGAAUGUAAAAAUUUUUGUAGAACAAUUUGGAUGAGAUUUGCCGGGAGAAAAUGCGAUCAAGGUAAUGAAUUUUGUUUUUAAAGCCUUUCGAUUUGUAUAUACCUCGAAAAAGCUUUAGCAGCGACGAAGGAGAGGAACGACCACGAUAUUUACGCAAAAGAAAGGUAGAAAUUGUUACACCUAGAAUCUUUAGAAUUUUCUCCGGUGUCGUGGCAGUGUUCCCCGCGCCUCGUGUACAUUCUACGAAUUUUCUUCAAUCGACAUUGACCGAUGUAGCAACGAUGCAAUAAAUAAUUCAGAAACUCGUACCUCGAUACCAGUAGAAUGUAAAAGAUCGAGAACGUUGCGUUCGGUUGAACGCGAUGGAGAGUAGAACCCAACAACGUCGAUCCAAAAAAUCAAUUUCAUAAAAUAAUAAGAUGAUCUAGUUACACCAUAUCGUUUUCAUUCACGAGCGUUUCGAAAAUGAGAACGCACGAUCGUGAUUCUUCGUCAACGUGGAUCAAUUUUUGUACGUAACAACGUUGAUGUACAGAAGAACGAAGAAGAAGAGAAACCAAUGCUCAAGUAUCUAAGCAAUUAUUCUCGGCUCUGUAAAUACGCGUUUAGAAACGUUUUAGAGGAAAGGAGAACUGUGUGAAUGGUCGAAGGGGAGGUGGACGGUCUAAUGAAGCUUAAUUAGCAUGACACGUCGAUACUCUCGGUCGCGAACUGCGUUUUCCGAUUGAUUUCUUUUUGUUUUUCAAUUUCGCGACAGCCGAAUAAAAUAACAAUUCUCGGGUGUUCAGUACAAUCGUUUAUUUAUACAAAGUGUAAGAAAAAGAAACAAUACGGUACACGAAAGAUUUUAUGUAAAUCCGAUUGCAGACUAAUCUUUAACGAGUACGUUCUGAUGGAGACUAACAAGCUGCGGUUACAUGUUAUCACAAGGAGACAUUAUUAUUAAUAAUUGUACGUAUGCGUAUCGAUGUGAACAGAGGUGUUAAACUUUAUAUUAAAAUUUCUACAUAUACGAAGAA
Messenger RNA from Colletes gigas, 12833 nucleotides. RefSeq names its product unconventional myosin-XV (gene Myo10A). The coding region runs from base 1 to 11382 and encodes 3793 amino acids. The transcript is spliced from 33 exons. Gene Ontology annotation, molecular function: protein binding; ATP binding; cytoskeletal motor activity. Lineage: Eukaryota; Metazoa; Arthropoda; Insecta; Hymenoptera; Colletidae. Gene Ontology annotation, cellular component: myosin complex; cytoskeleton. The record is from RefSeq and is a predicted model, not a curated record.